Messenger RNA from Necator americanus (New World hookworm), 1116 nucleotides. RefSeq lists its product as uncharacterized. The transcript is spliced from 10 exons. NCBI's taxonomy places the organism in Eukaryota, Metazoa, Nematoda, Chromadorea, Rhabditida, Ancylostomatidae. The coding region runs from base 1 to 1116 and encodes 371 amino acids. Gene Ontology annotation, molecular function: serine-type endopeptidase inhibitor activity. The record is from RefSeq and is a predicted model, not a curated record.
AUGCCGGUGCCCGAGGCGUCCGACAGCUCGUUUUUGACGGCGGAAACGGAUUUCGGGUUGAAUAUGAUUAGGCAAGUACCCAUCACUGAAUCACUGGUAGUUUCUCCCGUCUCGGUGAUACUCGCUCUUACGAUGAUUCAGCUCGGAGCUAAAGGAAAAACGAAAACACAAAUCAACCAGCUCAUCUCGAAAGGAUCAACCGACAUGGAAAUAGUAGACUAUUAUUCCAACCUAUCCAGCCAAAUACAACAUGUAAACAAUGGAGUAAACACUAAAAUCGCAAAUGGAUUUUUCCUGAAUAAGGACUUCGUCAUUGAAAAUCAGUACAGAGAUGAGAUUACGAAGAAGUAUUCAGCAUUGAUACAAUCGCUAGACUUCAAAAAAGAGGAACAGGCAGCAAAGAUUAUAAAUCAAUUUGUCAACAAAUCAACAGCUGGGAAAAUAACAAAACUAGUGGAAGCGAAGACCCUUAAAGACGCAUUUUCUGUGGUGGUGAACGCUAUUUACUUCAAUGCCGAGUGGGAAAAUAAGUUCGACAAUGAAAGCAGCACCACUUCUAAGUUUUACAGUGCAGAGGAGAAAAGUAAAGAGAUAACAUUUAUGAACGACUAUGGAGUUCCCAGGCUCUACGUGGAAAAUCGAGAUGUCCAGGUCCUCUCAUUGCCUUACAAGGAUCCUUCAUUCGCCUUCAAUAUUUUCUUGCCGAAACAAAGAUUCAAUCUUGCUGCGGUUCGCAAAAACUUGGACGGAGAGACGAUUCAGAAACUUCUGUCGCAACUAAGAACAACCAUGGUUUCGAUCACAAUACCAAAGAUGAAAAUGGAAAAUGAUUUCAAAUUGAAAGAAGCUCUGAUUGCAAUGGGUAUUACGGAGAUGUUCAGUGAUAACGCCAACCUCACUGGUAUUGCAAGAACACCGCCGCUCUACGUUUCUGAAGCAAAUCACAAAGCAGUAAUCGAAGUCGACGAAGCUGGUACAACAGCCGCUGGUGCCACCUCCUUCAAUAUCAUGGUCCGCACUGCAAUGAGACAACCAAAAAUAUUCGUCGCUGACCAUCCUUUCAUCUUUGUUCUUACAAAAGACAAAAAUCCGCUGUUCAUUGGGCAAUUUGUAUAA